AUGAACACCUCCAUGCCCAGCAGCCAGCUGAGACAGCCUGAGCCCCAGGAGGCAGCUGCCCUCACUCCCAUCUCCAUUGUCAGGAGCAUGACCAAGAAAUCCGAUGGCCUGCCCAUGAUCUCCGUCAUCGUCGCCAUCUUCGUCCUCUUGGCCAUCUUCAUCAUCGUCCUGGUGCACUACGGCCCCCAGCUCCGCACCAUCCAGAUCACCCUCUACCAGGAGCCCAUGCCCCAGGACCUGGACGAUGGGGUGCACCUGACGGACUGGAGGGAGCUGGGCUCCCAGAGGAAGCUGCCUGCCCAGCCCUACCAGCUGGAGCCAGGCGGCCUGGACGUGGCUGGUGUGAGCUGCCAGUGCUCCUGCAAGCAUCACCUGCCCUGCGGGAGUGCUGAGCCCAACGUCAUCGAGGUCACAUACCUGUGA
Molecule: messenger RNA, 423 nt
Organism: Indicator indicator
Lineage: Eukaryota; Metazoa; Chordata; Aves; Piciformes; Indicatoridae
Gene: SMIM33
Product: small integral membrane protein 33
Exons: 1
Coding region: 1-423 (140 amino acids)
Source: RefSeq, a predicted model, not a curated record